UGUUAGGCUGGCAGGGAGUGACUGUCCCCGACUUUCUCUGUGUUGUCGGUUGUCACUCCGUUCCUCUCGGAAAUACCAGUCAGUGUUAUCGCAGGAGGGCGGUGCAUGUAAGAUAAGACUCGGCCGCGCACCACCACCAAGUUGCCUCACUACCUCCUCGUGCCGAGUUUCCAUGUUGGGAAUUAUUGCUACAGGGAACAAACUACUGGCUUAAUGACCUCCCUAUGGCCGGUAAACUAUGCCCAGGGUGCGCGCGCAACUCCAGGUAUCCAGUUGUACUUGUGUGUCCAAGCCCGUAUGAGGUGACCCACUUCCACCACAUUCGUUCCUUGGAUGUGAUCACGACCGCACGGGUCUGAAGCUCCGGCCUCACUGACUCACAGACUGACUCACUCGGCGAGCGGACGCGGUAGUGUAGAGGGGGUGUGCCUGUCUUCUACUGUAUCUCCUCACAAAACCGUUGGUCUCUAUCCACACGACGCGCGCGCACCUUUGCUAGCUGACGUAUCAUAACAACACGUGGGAGUCGCAGAAAACUUUAGUGCUGAGAAACUGUAAGUGGCAGCUGGGCGGUUGUAAAGUGUUGAGCGAUUUUUGAAACUAUUAGAGCCGGUUAGUGAGAUACGGAGCUUGUGACUGACAAACAAGCUGAGUGCUGAACUGUUAUCUGGGGUUUCAGUUGAAGGAGGCACCAUGACACACAGGCACUACAAACUUCGCUGGGGUGACAACACCAUCUUCGCCCUCACCCAAAACAACCAAACGGUCAUCUACGACCUGACAGUCCCGCCGCGUCAAGAGAAUGGCCACUAUGUCACUUCUACCAACUACACCUACGGCUUCACCUUCAACUUUGAGGAGGAGUUUGAGGUGAAGGACUACACCGGGUGGAUGAUGGUUAACUGGUGGCAUAGCAUUAUCUGGACCUCGAUGUACGUCUCCUUCAUCUUCGCUGGUCAAUACUUUAUGCGGGUGAGGCCUAAGUUUGAGCUGCGAGGAAUACUGGUGGUGUGGAACAUUUUCCUGGCGGUGUUCAGCACGAUGGGGGCGCUAAGGACCGCACCUGAGAUGGUCCACCUCCUUUAUAACUACGGCCUCGGGUUCACCGUUUGCAUCUCUGGAAAACCCUUCCUGGAUAAUCGCGUGGGGGGCUUCUGGAAUUGGAUGUUUACGCUGAGCAAGGUUCCUGAGCUGGGCGACACAGUGUUCAUCGUGCUGAGGAAACAGCCCCUAAUCUUCCUGCACUGGUACCACCACGUCACCGUCCUCCUCUACGCUUGGUACUCCUACUCUGACUACAUCGCCACUGCCCGUUGGUUCGUCUGUAUGAACUACCUGGUGCACAGUGUCAUGUACAGCUACUAUGCUCUCAAGGCCCUUAAAUUCCGUGUGCCACGAUGGGUUGCAAUGAGCAUUACCACCGCUCAGCUGGCUCAGAUGAUUAUGGGUGCUGCUGUCAAUAUCUGGGCUUACCAAGUGAAGCAAGCUGGUAAUGAGUGUCAUGUUUCAUAUGACAACAUUAAAAUCUCUCUCCUUAUGUAUACGUCCUACUUUGUCCUCUUUGCACGCUUCUUCCGCCGGGCCUAUGUAGUAAAUCCCAAGCAAGUGGGAGCUCAGCCAGCCAAGAAGGGCCAGGAAUCUUUGGCUUAUGAAGGUAAAAGUAGCAAGGGAAAACUGGAAUAAAAUUAAAAAACAAAUAACUGGAUUAACAAGAGUUCUAAUGAUAAUAGCUAAACAAUUUAUCGCAAAACAUUGAUUUUGUAACAAAAUAAUUUUUUGUCAGACUACAAGGUUGAUUUCCACCAAGUAUGCCAUAGCUGUUCCAUCUGGUUCCACUCUACCUGUACCUUACUGGUGGUAUCUAGAUAUGAUCAGCAGAUCUUGAGUGCUAUCUCGGCAGAUAAUUUUUUUAUUAAAUGUUUUUGUCUAAGGAAUUGCUUAUACAACCUUUUUCAGAAUUUACAAAUACUAGUUAAAACAAAUUUAGGUUACCUUUAUCAAACUCGAACACUGGGAAUCGAGUCUUUGAAUUUUUCCAGUUAACUUGACUUCUCUAUCCAGUUUUAUGGGUGUAAAGUUUCCUGUGACAUAAUUCUUUACUUCCGUGUGUCUAGCAAUUGGUGGGUGACAGUGGAUAGCUGCAGUAUCUGGUGUUAAGUUUGAUGUUAAUGACAUGUGUGGGAGAGUAUCUACUGUUUGUUAGGUAUCCUUAGGUAGUGGUACAGUCUGUAUUGUCAUCCAUCCAAUGACUAGUCAUUAAAAAAUAUCCUAUAUCAGUCAAGAGAAAUUGCUACUGUUUAUAGAUGAGUUAUUCAUCAGAUUUACUGUUGUUGCAAUGGAACAAAAAGGAAAAUGAAUUCUCUGCAUUAGGAUACUUAACAAGAAGAUCAGUACCAUUUGAUGUUUCGGUAGAUCUUUAAAUUACUUCCAAUAAAGAAAUGGCAAUGUUGACAGAAAGAUAAUCUUUGUAAGGUAAACACUUAACAGUACUGUACUGUAAUGUUAAAAACCAGUUGGAUAGAACAAAGAAUACAGCACUAUAGUGGGAUAUCUAUAUUAACAUUUCACAGUGUUCCAUGGAACUGGAGAACCGGCGACGUCUGGGUUUAUAGCAUAUAUUAUUAUGUACCGGUACAUGAACUUUAUGUUCACUCAGCAUAAUGAAAAAUGUAACAAACUCCAACAGCAUAAAAUAUACAAUAAUGUGUUCUGUACAUUGUUAAAUGGGUUAAUUUUGAACCCUGUUGCUAGGUUAGUGACAGUGACUGGUGGGUUCUUCAGAAGCACAGAUGAAUAUUUUGCCAUAUCCCACAUGAACCAAAUGAUAAUUUGUAAGGCUGAAAAGAGCUUGCCUGGUCUUGCAGUGCAACAUGGAUGGGUUAGACAUAUCUUUUAAAAGCGCACUUUCCUGAGACAUUCCAGACUUAUUGCCCCUAUUCCAUCCUGAGAUCUCUUGAAUUGCAUUCCCCUUCAAAGUAACUUGUAUUUCUUUGGUUGUGUAUGUCAUUAACUUCAGUGUUCUUGGGUUGUGUAAGUCAAGACCUGUGUACCUUGGUUGUGUACAUCAGCAACUUUAGUGUACUUCGGUUGUGUACAUCAACAACUUGCCGUAAGUGUACUUUGGUUGUGUAUGUCAACAACUUCAGUGCCCUUGGGUUGUGUAUGUCAGUAACUUCAGUGUAUUUCUGUGAAUGAUGACCUGCUAUUCUUAGUUGUAUUUUUCUCUUCAAAUAGAUAACAUGUAUGAACUUGUAUUUGCACAAAAUAUUUUUGAUUUAUAUUAAAGUAAAACAGUCAGUUUGAUCACUGAUCUGUUCAGUAUUCUCAACUCUUAGUCAAAGUGUAUGAGGAAUGUCAAUCAGUAUUUUAUUUAUUGCUAAACUUAUUUUGUGGUAAUGUCUCGAAGAACGAAGUAUGUAUAUUCAGUGGUCAGUCGGGAAUUCUCUCACUCGUGUUUGUACAGUACCAAUAUUUGAAACGGACACAUGUUCAUAUUAUUAUUUUUUGUAAGUAAUUUACAGCAUUUAAUGUGGGGGCUUUUCCACAAUCGUCAAUCAUUUCUCUAAUACAGUACUGUUUUUUUGGUAGAGAACUUUGUUAAUAUAGUAACAUUACCAUCAGAGAGAGAUAUACGUAUAAUGGUUAUUCUUCACCUAGAAAUUUGCUUGUACUGUACUGUACUGUAUAUGAAGGGUAAAUUUUUUGUAUAAUUCGACUAUUGUCCAUUAAACCUGAUAUUACAAUUAUGGGGGUAACACAAAGUGACCAUUGACUGCCUGUAGAGAAGAUUUUCUAUUUCUGGGGAAUAUAAUAAGAUAGACUUUAUUAAUAGGUUUAACUUGGAGUAAAACUAAAGAUAGCUCCUUUGUCAUUCAAAAGUUCUAUAUUUUGGGGGAAAUUCCUUAAAUUGUUGUAUUUUAAAUUAUGGAGAUGCAGUUGAAUUAUGGUUUUAUUUUAUUUUUCUAUACUUAUCCUACCCAGCCUCAUAAUAGAAGACUUGGUUGAAGAUAACUGAGAAUUCAAAAAUGUUAUCAUUUGAAAUUUAUGAAAUAUAAGUUUUAGUGAAUAGCAAAUGAAAUUCACUUGUGAGCUUGUUGCACAUCACAAAUGUUUCUCCCAGUGUUAAGGUGAUUUUCUCUUCAUAACUCAGGUGUAUCUUUAAUUUAGUUGCUACCCUACAGAACUUUUUGGUUUGUAUGGAGAAAAAAAUGGUUUGGAAAAGUAAACCAGAUUAUUCUCACAUUGUUGAAAGGAGAAGAGAGUACUUGUGUAAAGUGUUGUUUAAGAAUUUUGAACAAUUUAAGGAAGUAAAAUGCAACAUUCCUAACCUACAGUGUUACGUCACAUGGGUUUUCUCCAGUCUCAGUUGGUGCGUAAUAUUGAGCCGAUUCUUAGUUUCCCACAAUAAUUAAAACAAAUUUUUUUUUUUGCUUUUAAGAUUGAAAAGUAAACUUAUUGAAAGUUACUUAUGCUUUGUAAAAUAAUUGCCAGGAAUCUUCUAUAAAAGCCACACUAUUUAGUGUAGGUGUGGUAUCAGAGAUGCAGAAGAUCUAUUCUUAAGGCACACAGGAAGUCCAAGGUUUGUCAUUGGUGCUCAAAUAGUAUUUAUAUAAAUGGGGCCCAUGCAAAUAAAAUUCAUGCACUUUAUUUGCAUGGGGUACAGAAGUUUACAAGAUAAGUGGUGUAAACAGCAUAAUGAAGGUUAAUCAUCUGCAUACAUAAAAACUAGUCAUGUCAUUCAUUCCAUAAUUAUUAGAUAAAAUCUCCUUGAUAAUAUUGUUUGGUAAAAACUGUGGUGAAGCAUUUAGAUUGCUGAUAAAAUGUGGCCACACUAUUUGUUUGGAAUCGUAAUACAUGUACCUAUUUUUGUACAGUAUAGUUGUAAUGACUUGUGUCCCUUGUGUUACUUGGAAAUUUUACUCCGCUCUCUUAUAAAAUACUGUAAUUAGAUAAAUGCUAUCUACUGAAAACCUUGAAUUUCCUUGAUGUUGAGAAUAUUCUGUUAGAGAAAUGCACUAGUUUAGCUUCUGUGACUUGGAAGAACUGGAAAGAGAACAUUUUUGUGCUUUGGUCAUUGUGACAUUGUAGGUUGACGUGUGGGUACAACUUUGGAAAAGUUAUAUUUUGUAGUUGUCAUGUGAUUGUACUAAUACUCUAUUUUAAUUAUUUUAUGGAAUGUGUCAGACUUAAGGCCUUUUUCCACAAAGUAUGGCUGUAUAAAUUUUGUAGUAAAGCGGUCAGACUUUAGGAGUUGUACUGUUAUUUAUCAGGUAAAGACUGAUAAAACUUUUAAACUCAUAAAGUCUGUAGUCUUAUUAUUAAUUUUAUUAACUCGUCACCUUAAAAGUAUGGUUAAUGUUCUUUAGACGCACAAAUGCUUUAUAUAUGUCAAAUCAAGUUGUCCAAAUGUCAAUCAAUUUUGUGGGUUGAUUGGUAUGAUGUAAAUGCAGAAGGUUGUACAAGGUGUAGGCUACAUUUACAUGUGCCAGUAGCCCUGUUUUUUGUUUCCUUUGCAAUAUAUUUGCUUCUUUGGAAGUUUUGGGAGUAAAUUGAGUUCAGGAAGCUGUAUUGCAAAGGGAAUGGAAAUUCAAGCACCAGUGUCAAUGACCCCUGCUAUGCCUAGUCCGAGGUCCCAAGCACACAAACCAUCCUCCCCAGAUGUAGCAGUUUAAAGCUCAAGUCCUACUAUCCUCAUAAACACCAAUGUUGUAAACUUCCGUGGAGGAUAGUCACUUAGUGUUAUCUUUAUGUAGAUUGUGCCGAUGCAUUGCUGCUCAUAGGAGCAUUGUGUAAACCGUAUUGCUCUACAGAGCUAUGCUAUAUGGGUCAGUUGGAGGGAUGUUAACUAAACUUAGAGCACCAGUGUGAAUAAUCGGAUUUUCAUUACAUUGUUUGCAUCAUGGCUUAGACAACACGCAAUUUUAUUUUAUUUUUUCUAGUGUGCCCCUUCACCAAAAUUCCCAGACAUGGCUAGCAAGAUGAACUGAAAAUGUUUUCUCAUGUAUUUGUUGACUUUUGUUUAACUUGUUAAUUUUUUAUUGAGAUCUUCAUCUUGCAAACCUGAUGCAAAAAAGGUAUUGGUAAUGUAAAUUAUUACUUGGAAGUUGAACUGUGAGUCGUGUACUUUUUUAUAAGCAAUUAUUUUCUCCAAUGUAAGUACCAUAUCAAAAUAUGCAUUUAGUAUGGAAAUGCUGUAUUAUUAUUGUUUAUUUUAUUUAUGUAUUGUUGUUUACUAGGUAUUUACUAUCUGAAAUGUAAAAGAAUACAGUAAUUUGUCCAUAAUUUUUAAAAGAUUUAGACUACUGGGUUUAGAAACAAGACCCUUUAAAGAUUUGUUUCUUAAAAAAUUAAAAAAAACAAGUGGUGCAUGAUGCUAUGAAGUCUUGGAAUAAAGCAGAGUUCAGAUUGUCUUAAUUCUACAAUGUAUUCAUAUUAAUGUACAGUACAGGUAUUUACUUUGUUGGAGUCAAUGGCAUUAUAGAAUUUAAAAAAUAUAUCGAGUGUUAAAUUCGGUCGUACAGUAUCUACCUGUAAGAUUUUCUUUGAUAUUGUACAUGUGCUGUUUUUCCCACAUUGAAGGACUGCAAUUUAUAUUAUUAAAAGCUGCAAGUACUGAGGUCCAAUUUCUUCUUAUAUUUAUUUAGUUCUCUUCCAAGUUAUUGUUGUAACCAUUGCCUGUAUAAAAAAAAUUAAUUUGGGGGGUUACUACUUUACUGCUGCCUGAUGAUGCCCAACUGUUAAUUAAAUGGAGGAAUGUUAA
This is a messenger RNA of Homarus americanus (American lobster), 6760 nucleotides long. RefSeq names its product elongation of very long chain fatty acids protein 6-like (gene Baldspot). Gene Ontology annotation, biological process: very long-chain fatty acid biosynthetic process; sphingolipid biosynthetic process; fatty acid elongation, polyunsaturated fatty acid. Gene Ontology annotation, molecular function: fatty acid elongase activity. Gene Ontology annotation, cellular component: endoplasmic reticulum membrane. Bases 694 to 1683 code for a protein of 329 amino acids. The record is from RefSeq and is a predicted model, not a curated record. Lineage: Eukaryota; Metazoa; Arthropoda; Malacostraca; Decapoda; Nephropidae. The transcript has 2 exons.